Molecule: messenger RNA, 720 nt
Organism: Lactuca saligna
Lineage: Eukaryota; Viridiplantae; Streptophyta; Magnoliopsida; Asterales; Asteraceae
Source: the annotation of a GenBank genome assembly
AUGGAAUUUUCUCAUGUAUGGAGUGAGGUUUGGAGUUCAAUUCUUGUAAACACCUCUUUUGCUGCCCCCAUGUGGUGGAAUUUUUCUCUGAAAAUCCCUUGUGUUUCAAGGGAUCAAACUGGAAUAUUAGAAGACAGAACGUGCAGAAAUGGUGGUGAGGCUGAGAUUGGCGAGGUUGGGAUGCCGGAACAGGCCAUUUUACAGAGCCAAGAUGGUGGGAAACGAAUGGGGCUUAAUUUUGAAAGAGUGAAAUACUGGCUAUCGGUUGGUGCACAACCCUCGGAUCCGGUUCAACGCUUGCUAUUUAGGGCGGGGAUACUGCCGCCACCACCCAUGGUGGCAAUGGGGCGGAAAGGUGGGCCCCGCGACACGCGUCCAGUGGACCCGCUGAGUGGACGUGUCAUGAUGCCUGACCAACCAACCAAACCUAGUAUUAAAUCUGGUGAUGAAGAAAAUAAAUCUUAAACUUCGCGAAGAGAAGAAAUGGUGGUAGUUUUAGGUUGUUGGGUUGGUGUUUCUGGUUAUAAACAUUUUGUAAUGAUGUGAAAAUCAUAUGAGGGAUAAAUUGAAUGUUUGGUUUUAAAGAUUGUGUAGUAAAAGAUCUUGUUAUGUUGAUUUGAAUUACUAUGUUAAGGUGGCAUUCUUGUUACAAGGAGUUUUCGUAGUUAUAUGAUCAACUUACGAUGUCUUUGAUAAUAUUUGGCUGAUAUUAAUAAAGGA